Dissoconium aciculare CBS 342.82 is the source of this 1911-nucleotide messenger RNA. Its product is annotated as Tripeptidyl-peptidase sed4. Gene Ontology annotation, molecular function: tripeptidyl-peptidase activity; serine-type endopeptidase activity. The record is from RefSeq and is a predicted model, not a curated record. Gene Ontology annotation, biological process: proteolysis. Lineage: Eukaryota; Fungi; Ascomycota; Dothideomycetes; Mycosphaerellales; Dissoconiaceae. The transcript is spliced from 2 exons. The coding region runs from base 1 to 1911 and encodes 636 amino acids.
AUGUUGUCGCACGCGGUUCUGCUCUCGUUGGCUGUGCACGCCCUGGCGGCGGUGCAUGAGUCUGUGGCUUCACUGCCGCUUGGUUGGAAGGAAACUUCCAUUGCUGUCUCGGACGAUGCUCCCAUCACCCUCCAGGUUUCACUUUCAUACCAGAACAUCGACCAGCUUGAGACUCUUCUCACCUCCGUCUCCACCCCUGGGAGCCCGAAGUACGGGCAGUACCUCGAUAUUGAUGGAGUGAGCAAAGUCUUUGCACCUUCCAGCGCUGCGUUGAACAGCGUCCGCCAAUGGCUCGAGAAGGGCGGCGCCACCAUCAACUCUGCCGCGGACGGCGUCAUCUCCUUCACCAGCACCGUCGGAAAGGCCAAUGCUCUCCUGGACACCAGAUUCGCCGUCUUCGCCAAAGAUGACGAUCUCCGUCUCCGCACGCAGUCCUACUCCGUCCCCGACAACCUCGCCGACUACAUCGACGUCAUCACACCGACGGUCUACUUCGGCAACAUCAAGCCGCAACGCAACCACAUCGGCAUCCCGAUGGAGGCCCUCGAUGCCUUCCGCCUGCAGAACCCGGACACCGAGGACGAGCUCUCCAAGCGUGCUUCUCCCAUCGAUCCUUCCUGCACAUACACAUACGUCUCGCGGAGCGGUCGGCAGUACACUCUGCUGGGCCCGAAAUGCUUCCAGCAGUUGUACAACACGGUCGGCUACAAGCCAGACCCCAAGGCGGGCAGCACCGUCGCUUUCAGCAACUUCCUGAACCAGAGUGCUUCAUACUCCGACCUGGCGCUCUUCGAGAAGACUUUCGGCCUCCCCUCUCAGAACUUCACCAACCUCGCCCUGAUCAACGGAGGCGUCGACAACCAGGACCCUCUGACCGAAGCCGACGGCGAAGCCAACCUCGAUGUCCAAAACAUCAUCGGUCUCGUCGCCGGCCUCCCCGUCUACUCCUACAUCACCGGCGGCUCGCCUCCCUUCCAACCCGACCUCCUCUCCCCGACGCAGGCCCAGAACACCAACGAACCCUACCUCGAAUUCUACCAAUACCUCCUCUCGCAACCCAACUCCAAACUGCCCUACGUCAUCACCAACAGCUACGGCGACCACGAAAACACCGUGCCCGAGCGCUACGCCCGCCGCGUCUGCAACCAAAUCGGCCUCAUGGGCCUCCGCGGCCGCACUGUCCUCGAGAGCUCCGGCGACGAGGGCGUCGGCGCCGUCUGCCGCAACAACGCCGCGCCCUUCCAACCGCAAUUCACGCCCCAGUUCCCCGGCACAUGCCCGUACAUCACCGCCGUCGGCGGCACGCAGUUCCUCGACCCGGUCGAGGCCUGGAACGCCAGCAGCGGCGGUUUCUCCAACUACUUCCCGCAGCCGCUGUACCAGAAACUCGCCGUGCAGACCUACCUGAGCCGAUACAUCAGCCCGGAGACCAAGCAGUACUACUCGUCCAACAACUACACCGACUUCGCGGGCCGCGGCUUCCCGGACAUCUCCGCCCACUCCCUCUACCCCUACUACGCCACCGCCAUCAACGGCACCAUCCAGGCCAACGGCGGCACCUCCGCCGCCUCGCCCGUCGUCGCCGCCCUGGUCGCCCUGCUCAACGACGCCCGCUUCCGCGCCGGCCAGCCCAGCGUGGGCUUCAUCAACCCGCUGCUGUACGCCGCCGCGGCCCUGCGCUCCCCGGGCAUCGUCGACGUCACCCGCGGCGCCGCCCUCGGCUGCCAGGGCGUGAACCUGCAGACGGGCCGGCCGGUGCCGGGCGCCGGCAUCAUCCCCUACGCCACCUGGAACGCCACCGUCGGCUGGGACCCGGCCACCGGCCUGGGCACGGUGGAUUUCAUGAAACUGAAGGACUUUGUCCUCAGCGUGGGCAAGAUCUUCGGCGGUGGCGGCGCGGGGCAUUACUAG